Messenger RNA from Helobdella robusta, 1089 nucleotides. RefSeq lists its product as hypothetical. The coding region runs from base 1 to 1089 and encodes 362 amino acids. Lineage: Eukaryota; Metazoa; Annelida; Clitellata; Rhynchobdellida; Glossiphoniidae. The transcript is spliced from 3 exons. The record is from RefSeq and is a predicted model, not a curated record.
AUGGUUGAGGCGUUUGGCUUUGCUGUUGUACUGACCGAGUUCGAAAACAUGAGGGAUAUUUUCGUAUCACGUGCAAUGUGUGUAAAGGCCACAACUAAAACUUCACUUAUUACUACAACGACUACUACAAUAAACACUGCGACCACUACCACUAAUACCGCAACUGCUGUUGCUACCACUACUACAAAUGUAGUUACUACUGCUGCCACUACUGCUACUACUAAUACAGCAGCUACUGCUGCUGGCUCAUCCAAUGUAACUACUUCUACCACAGUCAGGAUAGGUCUGUUGACAGCGGGUGAAAUAGCCGGAACUGUAGUUGGAUCCUUGGCAGGAUUGGGACUCUUGGCAGGACUUUCAUUCCUAAUCUUCGCUGCCGCCACUGGACGGAUAAAAUGCGCAAAAUUGGGACGUGGAAUGUCUAGGAAUGCCAGCAGCAGCUCGAAAAGGAAACUAAUAAAUAAUGGUGGGAAAAAUGCUGUCGGUAAGAAAGCUACAACAAAUGCCAAACUGGUCUCCAAAUCUUCAAAUAGUCAAAAUCCGACUAAUCCUAUUACGACGAGUUAUAACAAUAACGGAAAAUUUGUGUCGAGUAGAUUGUCUGUAAGUGAUGCGAGAAAUAUUGGAAAUAAUAUUCCAUCUGGAAAUGGCAUUUUCGCUAGCGGGAUAAAUUGUAAUCCCAUUUUUAAUGACGCGUUGUUAAACGUACCGCCGAAAUUCUGCAUUUGCACUCCGUGCACAAACACACCCUACUUUCCAUACAUUUCAUCAACUACUACGUUCGCUGCUUCGAAAAAAGACUGUAACGUGUGCGCGGUCAGUCAAACUAUUUCGAAAGCUUGGUAUCCCAGUCAGAAUUUCUGUGGGUUUGACACACCUAGUAAUCAAUUAUUCUCAGUGAAAAGUUGUCGUCCAGUGGAUGGCUGUCCAGUUGUGAAUACCCUACCUCUCUAUUGCAGUGCUGCCACUGACAACAAUGGUUGUAGGUACACUCCUGUCGCAUAUAGAAAAAUCCCCAUCUCGAAAUUUGCGAAUUUCAACCGAGCCUUUGGCAGUCAGCAAUGUGCCUCCUGCGAUUCAAUGAAUUAA